AUACUUGUUUUCAUCUCCUACCAUUUUAUAACUCUACUCCUCUCUUUGGCGCUGAUAUGUGUAAGAACAUAGAUCGAAUUUUCCAUGUAAGAAAAAGAUGGAUGAAGAGUAUGAUGUUAUUGUGCUUGGCACUGGCCUCAAGGAAUGUAUCCUCAGUGGUCUUCUCUCUGUUGAUGGUCUUAAGGUCCUGCACAUGGACAGGAAUGACUACUAUGGAGGAGAAUCGACAUCUCUCAAUCUUGUCCAGCUCUGGAAGAGGUUCAGGGGAAGUGACAAGCCUCCAACUCAAUUGGGUUCUAGCAGAGAUUAUAAUGUUGACAUGAUACCUAAGUUCAUUAUGGCUAAUGAUGCACUUGUACGAGUUCUAAUCCACACCGAUGUCACAAAAUAUUUAUACUUCAAAGCUGUUGAUGGCAGCUUUGUGUAUAAUAAAGGAAAGGUCCACAAGGUGCCUGCCACUGAUAUGGAGGCACUUAAAUCUCCUUUAAUGGGCAUUUUUGAGAAACGCCGUGCUCGGAAGUUCAUCAUCUAUGUUCAGGAUUAUAAGGAGAGUGAUCCAAAGACACAUGAGGGGCUGGAUCUAACAAGAGUGACAGCAAGAGAGCUUAUCACAAAAUAUGGUCUUGAUGAAAACACUGUGGACUUCAUUGGUCAUGCAUUGGCAUUACACAGAGAUGACCGUUACUUAGACAAACCUGCACUGGAUACAGUGAAGAGGAUGAAGCUGUAUGCUGAGUCUCUUGCACGUUUUCAAGGAGGAUCACCAUAUAUCUACCCUUUAUAUGGAUUAGGAGAGCUUCCCCAGGCAUUUGCUCGACUUAGUGCUGUGUAUGGUGGGACCUAUAUGCUGAACAAACCUGAAUGCAAGGUAGAGUUUGAUGAAGAAGGAAAGGUCUGUGGUGUCACUUCAGAAGGAGAGACAGCUAAGUGCAAGAAAGUUGUAUGUGAUCCUUCUUACUUGACCAACAAGGUUAGAAAGGUUGGAAAAGUUGCAAGAGCUAUUGCUAUUAUGAGCCACCCAAUUCCAAAUACCAAUGAUUCUCACUCAGUGCAAAUUAUUUUACCCCAAAAACAAUUGGGCCGUAAGUCUGAUUUGUACCUGUUCUGUUGUUCUUACACUCAUAAUGUUGCUCCAAAGGGUAAAUUUAUUGCAUUUGUCUCAACAGAGGCAGAAACUGAUAAUCCGGAGAGUGAACUGAAGCCUGGCAUUGAUCUUCUAGGACAAGUGGAUGAGAUCUUCUUUGAAGCAUACGACAGAUUUGAACCUGUCAAUGAGCCCUCUUUAGAUAAUUGUUUUAUUUCUACUAGCUAUGAUGCUACUACUCACUUUGAGUCGACUGUUGAUGAUGUCCUCAAUAUGUAUACGUUGAUAACUGGAAAGGUUCUGGACCUCAAUGUGGAUUUAAGUGCUGCGAGUGCCGCUGAAGAAUGAGAUGGUCUCUUCUUCCUGUGUACUUCUAUGUACUUUUCUUUGGUUUAUUCCUUCAUAUGUCACAAAAUUGCGGUAGAUUUUAAAGUAGAAAUGGGCUAAUUGUAUUGUUCUCUCUACUCUGAGUUGACAGUUAUUGCCCUUUCUUAUAAAAAUAUGUUUUGUAAUGCACGAUGAAAUAAUGAUGUUUGCUGAAGUUGUUAAUAUGUAUACUGUGGGUUAU
This is a messenger RNA of Solanum stenotomum, 1652 nucleotides long. RefSeq names its product guanosine nucleotide diphosphate dissociation inhibitor 1-like. Lineage: Eukaryota; Viridiplantae; Streptophyta; Magnoliopsida; Solanales; Solanaceae. Gene Ontology annotation, biological process: protein transport; vesicle-mediated transport; small GTPase-mediated signal transduction. Gene Ontology annotation, cellular component: cytoplasm. Gene Ontology annotation, molecular function: Rab GDP-dissociation inhibitor activity. The coding region runs from base 98 to 1432 and encodes 444 amino acids. The transcript has 13 exons. The record is from RefSeq and is a predicted model, not a curated record.